AUGGACAAGUCGAAGGACGGGACAACCGUCACCACCGAAGACUCUGGGAACGCUACAGACGGGACCAAUACCCCGCCCGCACCGGCCAAGGGAUCCAGCGAGGGAAGGUGGCAAACAUGGUUGAACAUCUUGGCCGGAUGUGUUGUUUCGGAUACACCGCCUCCUUCGGGGUUUAUCAGGAGUCGCGGGACAGACUAUUAUACACGUGUGUACCUCAAGGACUCUUCAUCCUCCGUCAUCUCGUGGAUAGGAAGCAUCAAUGCGUUCAUCGUCAUCUCUUCCGGUAUCCUCACCGGGCCACUCUACGACCGCGGAUACUUCUACCAUCUGGUAUACGCCGGCUCUUUCCUCACCGCCGUCUCCCUAUUCUUGCUAUCUCUAGCGCACGAGGGUAGUUUCUAUCAGAUACUCCUCGCGCAAGGCAUCGGUGCCGGCCUCGGAGGCGGGCUGCUCUACGUUCCCUCCAUGUCUGCUGUAUCUGCUCGCUUUGGGCCCUCUGCGGGUCGCGCCCGUGCAACCGCACUCACCAUCGUCGCCGCGGGAUCCUCGGUGGGCGCGGUCGUCCACCCGGUCAUGCUCAACCGCACGCUCGACAAGUGGGGAUUCGAGGCCGCCGCCCGGGCCAACGCCGCGCUCAUCACCGGCAUCGUUCUUCUCGGGUGCCUCGUCGUGCGAGACAAGACGCAUGAAAAGCGCGGCAACCCAAGCUCAGACGAAAGCCUCUGGCGGAAGGCGGCCAAGUUUAUGCGGGACGGACCCUAUGUGUGGACGACGGCAGGUGCACCUUCGCUGAUCAUCGAGGCGCGCAGGAUGACGGUUUUCAUCAUCGCGUACUAUUAUCCCCUCUUCUACCUCCAGCUCGACGCGCUCCUGCACGGUCGCAGCGCCUCGUUCUCUUUCAACGUGCGCCACAAGCAUCAUCGUCAUCGCGAUCCUCUUUGGCUCUUUGGCGGUAGCUACAUCUCUCUCAUCGCGCCGCAAAUCGUGGAGCUGACGGACAACCCUGCUGAGAUCGGAGCACGCCUCGGCAUCGCGUUGUUCUUCUGUGGGCUUGGCACGCUCGUCGGCACCCCAUCGACGGGCGCUCCUCACACGCGACUUCAUCUGGUGGCGGCCCGCGGUUUGGAGCGGGUGCGUCGGGCUUGUCGGCACGGCGUGCUAUGCGAGCGCUACAACCUUAUUCAGUCGUUGCCGAAGAAGACGGCUUCAAGCCGGUCGGGCUGA
This is a messenger RNA of Epithele typhae, 1224 nucleotides long. RefSeq names its product MFS general substrate transporter. The transcript is spliced from 13 exons. The record is from RefSeq and is a predicted model, not a curated record. Gene Ontology annotation, cellular component: fungal-type vacuole membrane. Gene Ontology annotation, biological process: transmembrane transport. Bases 1 to 1224 code for a protein of 407 amino acids. Lineage: Eukaryota; Fungi; Basidiomycota; Agaricomycetes; Polyporales; Epitheliaceae. Gene Ontology annotation, molecular function: transmembrane transporter activity.